ACUUUCAUGUCAUUUCCUACUAUAUCUACACUGCCAGAUAAUUUGUAAUGGACAGUUUCACUGAACAAAUGACAGCUAUAUGAGCGUAGGCAACGAAAUUGUUAUCACUAGAUCACACACUUGUAUGAAGUGCCAGAAAACCCCGCAAAUUGUCCAAUCUCGGAAGAGAGGACUACUUGUUUACAAACAAAAAAGACGUAAUUUUCUCACAGAACCUCUCACAUGACAACAAUAACGGUUUUAUUGUAAGCCAGCAGCUUUUUUCUGGUGGGAUGCUGCGCGAGAUGAACAGAGGCGCGAUUCACGUCCAGUCUACUGUCGAGUAACCAAAUAAGGACAUAAAAUAGAGGCAGGUCCCAAAAUCUCAUAAGCUGCCUGUCUAGAUAGAGUUCUUGACGUCAGGCGCGUUCCGAGAGCAGGCGAACUGCUCGCGCCUAUGAUGCUCUGAUGCUGUCUAGAAACAGGGGGAGCAUGGCUGUGACGACAAAAAAGUGCAACGUGCUUGUGCUCGUGUCUCGCUCUCCAUAAAACCCACGAGCGCGAGAGUGUUUCAUCACACACCAGCAACUACCUGAUCGACGCACGAGUUCUGCAAACAUAAACGUAGAGCCUUUUCCAAAGCCAGAUUUGUGCUUAACCAAAUAAGUUUGGUUUCACUGCAAGAAGAGGAAGAACAAAACCUCUGUCUCAGUUACAAUAACUGGCUUUCGCAACAAAGAGCAGAAUGGAGAAGAUGAAAGACAGUAAGAUGAAGCAGGUGACACACUACCUGGUGUUCUGUGUGUCCACGGCCGUCAUCGGCUCGCUGCAGUUCGGCUUCAACACAGGAGUCAUCAACGCACCCGAUAAGAAAGUGCAGAACUUCAUCCGAAACGUGACUCUAGAGCGCACUGGAGAGACCAUGAAGGACACCACACUCACAAAUGUCUGGGGUAUCGCUGUUUCCAUUUUCAAUGUUGGCGGCAUGGUUGGGUCUCUUAGUGUUGGUGCUUUGGUUGACAAACUUGGGAGACGAAAAUCAAUGCUGCUGUCCAACAUCCUGGCUCUGAUUGGUGGAAGCCUGAUGGGCUUAUCCAAAGUCUCCGCCUCCUAUGAGCUGAUGAUAGUGGGCCGCCUGGUGAUUGGUGUGUUCUGUGGUCUUUGUACAGGACUGACACCCAUGUAUGUGGGUGAAAUUUCACCAACGGCACUGCGAGGGGCUUUUGGCACCCUUCACCAGCUUGGGGUGGUCAUCGGCAUCCUGGUUGCACAGAUCUUGGGUCUGGAGUCAUUGCUGGGGUCUCAGUCUUUGUGGCCAUUAUUGCUGGCUUUGACGAUCCUGCCUGCAGUGUUACAGACUGUUAUGCUGAUCUUCUGCCCAGAGAGCCCUCGAUACCUGCUGAUCAGUGUCAACCAGGAGGAUGAGGCACGCAAAGUGCUGACACGUCUUCGUGGGCAUUCAGAUGUGGAGGAUGAUAUUCGUGAGAUGAAGGAAGAGGCCAUGAAGAUGUCCAUGGAGAAAAAGGUUUCUAUUCCGGAGCUGUUCCGUAACUCCGCCUACAGACAGCCCAUUAUUAUCGCCAUAAUCCUGCAGCUGUCCCAGCAACUGUCCGGCAUCAACGCUGUAAUUUAUUACUCGACAGAGAUCUUCCGAAAAGCCGGUAUCACUGAGCCAGUCAUUGCCACCAUUGGAAUGGGUGCAGUCAACACUCUCUUCACUGUCGUCUCUCUCUUCCUGGUGGAGAGGGCAGGGAGAAGAACACUUCAUAUGAUUGGACUGGCUGGAAUGACUUUUUGUGUUCUGCUCAUGACUAUUUCUCUUAAACUUGUGAACCCUGCAGACCCUGUUCAGAAUAGCACUGUCAUCGCCAAGACUGCAUCUGAAGCGGGAAUUUCAGCAGUCAGCGUUGUGGCCAUUCUGGCAGUGUUAGGAUUUGUGGCCAGUUUUGAGAUGGGACCAGGGCCUAUCCCAUGGUUCAUAGUGGCAGAGUUAUUCGCUCAGGGUCCACGUCCGGCAGCCAUCGCUGUGGCGGGAUGCUGCAACUGGACCGCCAGCUUCAUUGUCGGACUGUCUUUCCCACCACUAUUGGAACUGUGCGGCCCGUAUGUGUUUAUCAUAUUCCUCAUCCUCCUCAUCAUCUUCUUCUUGUUUACCUACUUCCGGGUUCCCGAGACCAAAGGCCGGACAUUUGAGGACAUUGCCAGUGGAUUUUCCAAUGUCGCAGGGUCCAAUGCUGCCAACUACACGUCCCCAGAGGGUGCCGUCACUAUGCCAGUGUCCCCAUCAUCAGACAAGAUUCAGAUGACUGAGCUGGCUGGACAGGAGAAAAGUGGAACAAACCUAUAGAGAAAACCCAUAAUCUACACACAAGAUUGACACCCUAAAUGGACAGAUGCAGCUAAAUAAUGGGCAUUAUUAUAAAGGAAAUAGCUUGGAGGUAUUAGCUUGGAUGGUAUUGAAAGCCUUUUUAUAAUUGGCAAUUUUAAAGUCAUUAUGGCGCAAAUAAGUGUUACAUGUAGUUGCAGAUGCAUUAUGAUAAAUUGCUGAAUGUUUAGUAAGAUAUAGAGUUUAGUUGUAUGUGUAAUUGUAUGUGUAUUCUACUGAGCACUAAGCACUUGUCCAUAAUCAUGUGGAAUAUUAAACUGAUUACUAUGACUUGUAUUUAAAUAGUUAAUUAACAAAUUUCUCAUAUUGCCCAAAGACUUAAAUCAGACUUGCACUAAUUUAUGCACUAAUCAGACUCUCUGAUGGCCUUUAAUACUGCUAUCCAUUAGACAACUUGUUGUGCCAUGAGUAUCUGGUCUUUUGUGCAAAGGAGUUCUCAUGGUCAGUGUCAAACUAGAAACAGAACCUAGAAACAGAAUCUGAAAUAAUUCUUCUUUAUUUUACUAUUUAAUUGGAUUUAAAAUCCUAGAUUUUCAAUAUAGUUUGAGUCCCACUGUACAUGUUCAGUUAUGUAUUUAAGCAUGUGACGAUGUUUAUGUAGGUUAUACUGUUUUAUAAGUCUUGCUGAAGGUACGGUAGGAAUUAUCAGUGUUUAAAUGGUGUUACUCAUCCCUGAAGUAUUUCUCAUAACGGCUGUCACUCCACCUGACUGUACGAACACUACUGAUACAGGAUCAUAUGAAAGUUAAUCAUGACAGCCCAGCAAUCACAAGCACACAUUUAUUGUUUAACAUGGACCUAUGUGCAUCUGAUAUUUUGAGUUUUUAAUUAGACUCCAUUUGAUUUUGGGGGUAAUUAGGACUGUUUACUGUAAAAGUAUUGCUCAGCAAUGUAAAUAUGAAUAUAUUUUGGUUUGUUUACAUUUAUUACUGCAUUUUGUUGCACUCUGCAUGAUGGAGAUUUUUUUUAUGAAUGUUUUAUAUAUAUUUAUAUAUUUUGUUUUAUUUAUAGCUUUUAUAAUUAAAUAUAAUUAAUUUUGUUUCGAAAUUUUUAUGUUUUUACUUUUGCUUCAAGCACAGUGUCCUAAAUUUGUGUAUAUUUAAUACUGUAAGCACUUGGAAGCAUAUUUUGUGAGAUUGACAAUAUUAAAACAUUCCCUCAUGAUUUGA
Messenger RNA from Ctenopharyngodon idella (grass carp), 3534 nucleotides. It is a transcript of the gene slc2a3b, whose product is annotated as solute carrier family 2 member 3b. The coding region runs from base 725 to 2326 and encodes 533 amino acids. The transcript is spliced from 13 exons. Gene Ontology annotation, biological process: monosaccharide transmembrane transport; response to insulin. Gene Ontology annotation, molecular function: hexose transmembrane transporter activity. Gene Ontology annotation, cellular component: apical plasma membrane; basolateral plasma membrane. The record is from RefSeq and is a predicted model, not a curated record. Lineage: Eukaryota; Metazoa; Chordata; Actinopteri; Cypriniformes; Xenocyprididae.